This is a messenger RNA of Pongo pygmaeus (Bornean orangutan), 8431 nucleotides long. It is a transcript of the gene CHRNB2, whose product is annotated as cholinergic receptor nicotinic beta 2 subunit. The transcript has 6 exons. Gene Ontology annotation, molecular function: acetylcholine-gated monoatomic cation-selective channel activity; transmembrane signaling receptor activity. Gene Ontology annotation, biological process: monoatomic ion transmembrane transport. The record is from RefSeq and is a predicted model, not a curated record. Gene Ontology annotation, cellular component: postsynaptic membrane. Bases 243 to 1784 code for a protein of 513 amino acids. Lineage: Eukaryota; Metazoa; Chordata; Mammalia; Primates; Hominidae.
UUGUAUUCCCUGGAAGAGAAGCCGGAAAAGCCUCCGCCUGCUCAUACCAGCAUAGGCGAGAAGCUGGUUUCUCCUCGCAGCCGGCUCCCCGAGGCCCAGGAACCACCGCGGUGGCCGGCACCACCUGGAUCCAGCUCCAGGCGGGCGCGGCUUCAGCACCACGGACAGCGCCCCACCCGCGGCCCUCCCUCCGGCGGCGCGCUCCAGCCGGUGUAGGCAAGGCAGCGAGCUAUGCCCGCGGCAUGGCCCGGCGCUGCGGCCCCGUGGCGCUGCUCCUUGGCUUCGGCCUUCUCCGGCUGUGCUCAGGGGUGUGGGGUACGGACACAGAGGAGCGGCUGGUGGAGCAUCUCUUGGAUCCUUCCCGCUACAACAAGCUUAUCCGCCCAGCCACCAAUGGCUCUGAGCUGGUGACAGUACAGCUCAUGGUGUCACUGGCCCAGCUCAUCAGUGUGCAUGAGCGGGAGCAGAUAAUGACCACCAAUGUCUGGCUGACCCAGGAGUGGGAAGAUUAUCGCCUCACCUGGAAGCCUGAAGAGUUUGACAAUAUGAAGAAAGUUCGGCUCCCUUCCAAACACAUCUGGCUCCCAGAUGUGGUCCUGUACAACAAUGCUGACGGCAUGUAUGAGGUGUCCUUCUAUUCCAAUGCCGUGGUCUCCUAUGAUGGCAGCAUCUUCUGGCUGCCGCCUGCCAUCUACAAGAGCGCAUGCAAGAUUGAAGUAAAGCACUUCCCAUUUGACCAGCAGAACUGCACCAUGAAGUUUCGUUCGUGGACCUACGACCGCACAGAGAUCGACUUGGUGCUGAAGAGUGACGUGGCCAGCCUGGACGACUUCACACCUAGUGGUGAGUGGGACAUCGUGGCACUGCCGGGCCGGCGCAAUGAGAACCCCGACGACUCUACGUACGUGGACAUCACGUAUGACUUCAUCAUUCGCCGCAAGCCGCUCUUCUACACCAUCAACCUCAUCAUCCCCUGUGUGCUCAUCACCUCGCUAGCCAUCCUUGUCUUCUACCUGCCAUCCGACUGUGGCGAGAAGAUGACGUUGUGCAUCUCAGUGCUGCUGGCGCUCACAGUCUUCCUGCUGCUUAUCUCCAAGAUCGUGCCUCCCACCUCCCUCGACGUGCCGCUCGUUGGCAAGUACCUCAUGUUCACCAUGGUGCUUGUCACCUUCUCCAUCGUCACCAGCGUGUGCGUGCUCAACGUGCACCACCGCUCGCCCACCACGCACACCAUGGCGCCCUGGGUGAAGGUCGUCUUCUUGGAGAAGCUGCCGGCGCUGCUCUUCAUGCAGCAGCCACGCCACCAUUGCGCCCGUCAGCGCCUGCGCCUGCGGCGACGCCAGCGUGAGCGCGAGGGCGCUGGAGCCCUCUUCUUCCGCGAAGCGCCGGGGGCCGACUCCUGCACGUGCUUCGUCAACCGCGCGUCGGUGCAGGGCUUGGCCGGGGCCUUCGGGGCUGAGCCUGCACUGGUGGCGGGCCCGGGGCGCUCAGGGGAGCUGUGUGGCUGUGGCCUCCGGGAGGCGGUGGACGGCGUGCGCUUCAUCGCAGACCACAUGCGGAGCGAGGACGACGACCAGAGCGUGAGUGCCGCAGGCUGGGACCCCGGGCGUGAGGUGAGUGAGGACUGGAAGUACGUCGCCAUGGUGAUCGACCGCCUCUUCCUCUGGAUCUUUGUCUUUGUCUGUGUCUUUGGCACCAUCGGCAUGUUCCUGCAGCCUCUCUUCCAGAACUACACCACCACCACCUUCCUCCACUCAGACCACUCAGCCCCCAGCUCCAAGUGAGGCCCUUCCUCAUCUCCAUGCUCUUUCACCCCGCCACCCUCUGCUGCACAGUAGUGUUGGGUGGAGGAUGGACGAGUGAGCUACCAGGAAGAGGGGUGCUGCCCCCACAGAUCCAUCCUUUUGCUUCAUCUGGAGUCCCUCCUACCCCACACCUCCAUCCACACACAGCAGCUCCAACCUGGAGGCUGGACCAGCUGCUUUGUUUUGGCUGCUCUCCUCCUCUUGUACCAGCCCUCUGGUACAAAAGGAGCAAGGCUGCUAAGUGGAAGACAGAUAUGGCAGAGCCAUCCACCCUGAGGAGUGAUGGGCAAGGGGCCAGGAAGGGGACAGGAUUGUCUGCUGCCUCCAAGUCACGGGAGAAGAGGGGUAUAGGACAAGGGGUGGAAGGGCAGGAGCUCAGACUGCACCGGACUGGCCUGACACGAUGGUAGCUCUGAAGGGAGGGGAAGAGGAGAGAGGCCUGGGUGUGACCUGACACCUGCCGCUGCUUGAGUGGACAGCAGCUGGACUGGGUGGGCCCCACAGUGGUCAGCGGUUCCUGCCAAGUAGGGUUUAGCCUGGCCCCAUGGUCACAGACCCCUGGGGGAGGCUUCCAGCUCAGUCCCACAGCCCCUUGCUUCUAAGAGGUCCAGAGACCUGCCCCAGAUCCUCUUUCCCCACUGAAGAAUUCUGCACCCUCUGGACUUUUCUCUCCUUCCUUCCUUUCUCAGGCUCAAGGUGUGGUGGGCAAGGCUGAGUAUUAGGGGAGCUUCUGAGUUCUGAAUCUCUGGGUGACCUGCUUGGAGUCUCAGGUCCAAAUACUUGAAAUCUGUGAGAAGUCCAAGUUCAUGGGCUUUUGGAACUGGAAGAACUUUGUACAGCCAUAGAUUCCAACAUGAGCCAUGUUGCAGAUGAAGAAACUGACCCACACGGUGAGACAAGCACAGGUGGGUCUGACUCUUCCUCCCUGCCCUGAGAUCCAUCUGUCGAGUGCUCUGUUUUUUCCCCACUUUGAACUGACUGGUUACUCGAAGGAAGUGAACUAAGGAUGUUAGCUUUAAGCCAACCCAGCCUCUUUGUCCACAGCAGAGCUGAGGUGAACAGCUGGAACCCUGCUACAUCCGUGCUGCUCCAGUCUGUUCUGCUCAUGGCUCCAUCCUUCUGGCUGUCACUCUUCCUCUUCCCCUUCCCAACCAAACCUGAGCAGCUUUGAAGCAGAACUUGGGAAGGACAGGGCUGCUGCUGCCAGCGACACCUCAGAAAGCACAGCCUCGGCUUCCUGCCCCAUGUGACCCUGGAAGCUGUACCCUGACUCUGCUGCCAGAGGCCAGCUGGAGGCCACCUGGCUGGGUAGCCCAGGGAACAGACCUUUUAAGGGAUCUCCUGCUUGCUUGUGGUCCCAGCCUGGGCUCAAUGCUGGGCCAGCAGAUGGUGGGUUACAGAGGGGUCAGCCUGCCAAGUGCACCUGAGGGACCUGACCUGACACAAGCCAUUUUGUCCCUAGAGCCCAGCUGGGACUCCUGCUUCUUUAGGCAGGGCAGAGGAGGGAGGAGACACAGCACAGGCAUAGAGCAUGGGACAGGGACCCCUGAGUCUGGAUUCAAGUCCUCGCCCUGCUAGUAACUCACGUGAGCCAGCUUGAGCAAGUCCCUUCACCUUGCUAGAGCUCAGCUUCCUUGCCUAUAAAAUGUAGGUGGCAAUGCCCUCUUCCUGAGGUUGCUGUGAGGAUAAGGCAGUGCUUGUGAAAAAGUCUAGCGCUGUACCUGGCACAGAGUAGAUGCUUCAUGAAUGUUGAGUCUGACAGGCAACUGGAGCUAGUGAGAAUGGGGUCCCCUGACUGUCAUGCCAGCCUCCCUCCCAGGCCCACUCUUCCCCCCUCUUCCCUGAGGAAACCAAGUCUCCCUUAUCAGGAAGAGCUGGGGGAGCUGGGAGGAACAUUACACGAACACCAGAGGGAGUCUAGUGGGUGGGCAGGCUUCUCUCCGCAGCCCCCUCAGCAGUUUCAUUCCAUUCCUGGGCUGAACCCUUGCCCUGGCCCUGCCACCCUUCUGGGUCAGCACCUUCUGACACAGGUGUGUGCUCAGGGACCCCAGGCUCUAGUCCUGUACUGGCUGUGGAAGCACACCACUGGGACAGGAAGCCAGUGGCUGCAGGAGACAGGCCUCAGCGCAUCUCCUCGUCUGUCAGGAUGGGUUCACGGACACCUUUUCUUGGUAGCAGGGAGUGUCUGCACUAUGGAAACCUCCCCUCUUCUAGAGCAGAUUGGGAGUUGCCUGUAUUAUUCCUGAACCCUCCUUGAACUCAUGGUCCUGGGGAAGGCGUCUUGGAACCAGAAACAGCAACAGGAAAGGAGCCUCCCUCUGAAGGGUAGGGUGCCGGCCUGAGGCCCUCCCUCUUUGCUCUCCCAGGGCCUGGGCUACCCCGAGGCCCCAGCAGCUGCUGCUGUGGCUGUACUUGCUUUUAAUAUUUCCCAUACAUGGCUGUUGUCCAAGUUAAGUCACCAAAUGGUGCUAGAGGGGAUGGCAGAGAGCAGCUUGUCCACCUCCUCUCCAUGACCCGGUUAACACACGAGGAAACAGGCCUAGAGGUUGUCUGCUGUUUGACCCCUUCUAAGAACCAGCUGUGCUGCAUCUACAAAAUGAAGAUGACAGAGCUAGCUGAGGUCUUCAGCAAGGAAGAAAGGGGUCAGUGUAUAUGAAAGGGUUACCUGGGCAGUGUCAUUCCCUCCAUCUCUGUAUGCAGCCCUUUGGGGACCAUCACAAUAAGGAAGAGGUGAAGGCUCUACUGCCCAGGCAAGGUGUUACCAUGUGGUGGGAAAGUGUGAACCCUCAAGUGCACUGGGAAGCUUUGGGGAACCAGUCUCUUCCACCCUUGGGUCAUGUGUCCCCUUCUCUUGAUGUCAGGGAAGCCCCUAUGCCUCCUUCCCGUGGUGGGGCUAUCUCUGCAGAGAAUUGGGUGCCCAGCUUAAUGCCGGGCAAGGACUGGAGGAAGCUCCAGACCUGGAGGUGGCAGAGAUACUGGAUGGAAACCUGGAGCAAGGGUUUGGGAGGGGGAAGUGAGGAAACAGGUUGAGACUGUCUCCAUCAGAGAUGGCAAGGCCACAGGUGAUCUGAGAACUAUUUUUGUCUGAAAAGAAGGCAUGCACAGGCUGUCUGCUUUUGACAGGUGGCAUUGCGGUGGGAGGAAGGCAGCUUCCUGGCAGGGAGAUAGAAAUACUAGAACAGCUGGUACCAAGUUAUUGAAAAUUUAAAAGCAAACAAGACACAACAGCCCCCAGGUGGUGUGUUCUGCUGAGGAAGGCUACGGCAGAGGAAGGGCAAGACCGUUUCCCCCAGUGGUCUUGAAACCGGAAGAGGAAACAGGGAGGGCUCUUUGGGUGGUUUGGGGGCCUGGGGCUGUUUGUAUCCCAGUAUUAGCUCCCGUUACUAAGGGUCUGCUCUGCGCCAGGUCCUCAGCAUGCGUUGUCUUUAUUCCGCAUGACAAUCCUAUGGGAAGGGGCCUCCACCUACAUAACAGAAAUGCGGCUCAGAGAGACCAAGUGACAGCUAGUGAGUAGUGCUGGGCCUGAACCCCAAAGUCCACACUCUUGCUGUAGCCGCUGAGGCAGGCAGAAGAGAUCCUCGGGAGGAAAGUAAGGGGCAUUCAAGGCCUUCUCUGAAUCACUCCCCAAGCCAGAGUAGACCCAGUUCCAGUUGUCCCCCUCUGUUUCCGGGCAGAGUCAGGCAGGUGUCAUACCAUCCCUCCCCGCCCAACCAGUGCUGGCCAGACUCCCAUUCACCGACCUUGACUAGACAGUGAACAGCCACCUUUUAGUAUUCAUCCCAACAGGUCCAGGCGGUCAGUGUGAUAGCCACGCAGUUCCUAAGGGACUGUAGGUCUAGGAAUCAUUAGGACACUCACUCAGCCACCCUUGAUGCCCCCAUCUUCCCCACACUGCCCUUGGCCUCCCCCAUCUGCACUCCUGGAGUAUCUGCACUGGUUUAGCCCACUCCAGGUCAGACUCAUUAGGAACUCAAGAUUCUCGUAAAGAAAGUUGUUUCCAAAGCUGUCUUGUCACUCUAUUUGGGGGAUGGGAGACAGCCCGCGGGGGCCAGCGUUGGCGAAUACAGGAAAAAGGGAGAAUGCUGGAGAAACUGGACUCGUGAGAGCUUAGAGACAUCACAAGAAUCCAAAGAAAAAGUGAGUGGUGACAGUCUGCCGAAUCACUGAUUUGUUGCUUUACAAAUCCACUCAGAUGGAAAAGAAAUGGCCAAAUGACUGGGCCUGGAGUAGGCAGAGUCCAGAAAAGGCCCCCGGAGUCCCUUGUAAAGGGCUGGGCGGAGGUGAGGACCACUCUUCUGGAGGCGGGGAUGGCUGGGGUUUCCUCUCACAGCCCCCAUGCUCUGGGAAGUCAAGGCUGUGGUUUGCAUAAGGUCAGACCUGCAGAUCUGGGCCUACAUCCUAGAAACAGUAUUAAAUUAUGAGCCCCCUAAAUGAAAUGCAAGGUGGACAGCAACUGAAAUAAGCUGAAGAAAAUCCCUCUUGUGCUCCCUCAGGGCAGCCCUACUUCCCAGCCCACUCAGGGAACGUCGUGGGAGGACAGUGUUGUUCCCUCUGGACACAAAGUGGCUGGGCACUUGCCUCAGGCUAUGAGGAAACUGUCCACUUUUUAAAAGACCUGGCACUACAUUUCUGUCCACGUGGAACCGGAGCUGUCUGAGAACAGAGAGGACAGACGCACUCGAGGUUCCUGGUACAUCACAGCAGGCAGAUACAACAGCCUUCACUGUCUUUCCACUUAAAACUGUUGGCCAGGUGCAGUGGCUCACGCCUGUAAUCCCAGCACUUUAGGAGGCUGAGGCAGGUGGAUCACCUGAGGUCAGGAGUUUGAGACCGGCCUGGCCAACAUGGUAUACAAAACAUUAGCUGGCCGUGGUGGCAGCGCAUGCCUGUAAUCCCAGCUACUCGGGAGGCUGAGGCAGAAUCGCUUGAACCCGGGAGGCAGAGGUUGCAGUGAGCCAAGAUCGUGCCAUUGCCCUCCACCCUGGGCAACAAAAGCGAAACUUCGUCUCAAACAAAACAAAACAAAAAACCAACUGUUCAGCUUACCCAGCAAUGUAUCUCAGUAGACGAUGAAUGACACCUGUGGUGGUGUGGUGUUCUGGUCCUCAAGAAAUAUGCCCACAAACAACAUGUCACUGGCCCUUCUAGCCUCAGUUGUUCCUUCUGUGUAAUGGAUGAGGCAGGUUUAAUUGGGACUUAGCCUCACUGUUAGGUACUUUAGAUCCUCUGGUAUGAUAUUAUUAAAGGGUCCAGGAUGAGUCUUCUAGAAAUUCUGAUGUAAAUUACAAUGUGAAAAAAGGUACAUUCUCUCUGAAAUUCAAGAUGGAGAGAUAAUUUGGAUGUCAUCUAUGAUGUAAAAAGAAAAUGGUCUGUCUCCUAAAACUACAACCAAGCCUGUCCUGGUCCUGGCUGCAACUUUACUCCAAAUAUGCACAUUCCUGGAAGUCAAACAGCUGGUAGUAGUGGGGUUUGGAGGAGGUAGAAAACACCCCUGAAGGAGAGCUGGAAUUAUGUACGUAAUAGGUGAUCCUCUCUCAAGGGAUGUUUUCCUACUCUGGGCCUUGAAAUCUUGCGUCUCAAUUCCUGUGGGACAAGAUAUUUAAUAGUGGGCUCUGGCCGGGCACGGUGGCUCACGCCUGUAAUCCCAGCACUUUGGGAGGCCGAGGUGGACCUCACGAGGUCAGGAGACAAGAUCAUCCUGGCUAACACGGUGAAACCGCGUCUCUACUAAAAAUACAAAAAAAUUAGCCAGGGGUGGUGACAGGCGCCUGUAGUCCCAGCUACUCGGGAGGCUGAGGCAGGAGAAUGGCGUGAACCUGGGAGGCGGAGCUUGCAGUGAGCCGAGAUCACGCCACUACACUCUAGCCUGGGAGACAGAGUGAUACUCCAUCUCUAAAUCAAUCAAUCAAUCAAUCAAUCAAUAGUGGGCUCUGCUGGGGAAGGGCCCUGCUGGGGAAGUAAUCAAAAGGUGCCUGAUGAACCCCACCUCACCCAGAUGCAAAUUUACCCACAAAGGGAGGUUCUUUGAAAUGGCUCCUUUCCAAAGGCUGAGGGACAGCCCUGUCCCCCACAGGUUCAUGUCAGAUGCCACUGGUGCUGUUAUCAGAAACCCCAGGGCCACAGGUCCCUUUGUUUCCAUUUUCACCUCCCCCAAGAAACCAGGACUUAAAACUUUCUAAGAAUUCAGAUUCUUGUUUUUUUUAUUUAUGAGGAAUGUAUAUUGUUAAGUCACUGUUAUCAAGGGACACAUAAAAGCAGAAUCAUAAAACUGGACUGCAGCCAUCAUCACAGUACCCAAGUCUAUGCUUGGGGUCUUCCUGACUCUGCUCUUGGAGUCACAACCAAGACUCCAAAAAACCAACAAAGUCCCUGCAAUGUGAGUAAAGGAAACAGCUUCAAGCACUGACAAUUUUUACAAGUGAUUAUUCAAGGAAUGCACAGUAGCCACAGUUCAGACAAAUCAACUACAAAAAUCAUUAAAAAGAAGAGUAGGGAGGGGCACUGCUUAUUAAAAACAAAAGACUGGACAAAGAAAGUGAAGAUAACAGUGGGCAGAAGCUCUGCCUCCUCUGUCCUGUGUGACUCAGGGGGCCAUGGGGGCGCGGGGGUGUGCGAUCUGACACGGC